GGCCCCUCCCGCUGCCGUCCCCGGAAGGCGGCAGAGCCCGGCUCGGCGCGGCCUUUCCCGGCGCGAUGCUGCAGCUCCGGGACCCGGAGGAGGGCGGCCCGGAGGAGGAGGACGAUGCGGGGGCGGCGGCGCUGCUGGUGCCGGGGGGGCCCGAGCCGCCUUUCUCCGCCGCCACCCCCGGCGCGGUGCCCCCGCGGCAGAAGCUGCGGCCGCUGAACGUGCGCACCGCGAGCCGCGCCGGCCGCCUCAAGGAGUACUUCGUGUUCCGGCCCGGCACCAUCGAGCAGGCGGUCAGCGAGAUCCGCGCCGUCGUGAUGCCCACGGAGGACGGGGACGUGGAGAGCGUGUGGCUGCUGACCGAGAUCGACCACUGGAACAACGAGAAGGAGCGCCUCGUGCUCAUCACCGACCGGUCCCUUCUCAUCUGCAAGUACGACUUCGUGGGCCUGCAGUGCCAGCACAUCAGCAGGAUCGUGCUCAACGCGAUUGAUACCAUCUCAGUGGGAGAGUUCGAGUUCCCACCUAGAUCCCUGAACAAGCGAGAAGGAGUCGGUAUCCGCAUCCAGUGGGACAAGCAGAGCCGCGCGUCCUUCAUCAACCGGUGGAACCCAUGGUCCGUCAACGUCCCCUACACCACCUUCACCGAGCACCCGAUGGCAGACGUGGACGAGAAGGUCGCAUCCCUCUGCCUGCUGGAAAACUUCAAGACUCAGCUCAUCCAAGCCGUGAAGAAAGCUCACAAGGAGUGGCCACUGCCAGGGAGAGCCAACGGGGUCCUGGUGCUGGAGCGGCCUCUUCUGAUUGAGACUUACGUGGGACUGAUGUCCUUCAUCAACAACGAGGCCAAGCUCGGCUACUCCAUGACGAGAGGCAAAAUUGGGUUUUAAAACGCAUAGUGUUUGAUCUUGGAAAGGGGAAGCGAUUUUCUGUCAGCCUCCUGGGGAGAGAGCACGCUGUGCGGCAGAAUGUUCGAUGAGCAAAGCUAAGGCACUGCGGGAAGGGAAGGGGCUGGCUGCAGAGCCAGCAGUUCACAGGAGGCCCUGGUUGUUAUGGAGAGGAGGAGAAUGCACAAGGCAGAGUAAGCUGAAGCCGACACACGGUGGUGUCAUGCCUGUAUUUUGUAGCUAACUAACAGCUCUUACCCAGGGCCAGCAAGCAGUGCUGUUUCCUCUUCCAUUUCUAACCACGCACUCUUCUCUGUUAAUUCUGUGCAAUCAGUAUCUGCUACAAACACAAUAUUUGAGAUACUGUGUAGCACGUUCCUGCCCUAUGACAGUUGUACCUCUAAAUCAUGCGGCGUGCUUGGGAUUGAUCUGUAUUGCUUGAAGAGGUGUUAGUGUCUCACAGUUACAGUAAUCUCAGCGUUCUGAUGAAUGACUGACAGCUUCCAAAACUCCUAGCAGGCAUUCUUUAGCAAAAGAGUCAGCAAGUCUUGUUACAGCUGUACUGCUACAUCUGCUCAGACGCAGGGUACGUGAGCUAUUACUUGGUAAAUAUAUUCAGCCACGUGCCUGUUUAUUAGCUUUUUGUUAAAGUAGCUUCUUCUCUCAACUGGAUCUGACUUGCCAUUUCUUACCUUUUUUUGCUGCAGCCAUAAAGACUGGCUUGAGAGAGUAUUGCCAAAAGCAUUGCAGACAUUUGCCUUCAGAGCUGUUAUUUUUAGGAACAGUUUUAUAAGGGGAACCCUACUUGGAUCACAUUUAUAUUCAUAGCAGUUUUCUUAAAUCCACUCUAGUUUGGGGCAGCAGCAGCGGCGGGGCUUCCUACCAGAGACAGAUACAAUGCUUCAAGUUCUAUGUCAAUCUUGAUUUGUACAUCCUUACACUUCACCUCAUGCAAACCUCCAGUGCUGGAUUUCAGAAGCAGGUGAGAGAUACAACAGGCAGAAGUGCUCCUGAGGUUACUGUAACAAGCUUCAGCAUUGUCUGUCAUCUUCUAUACACGUCGUUUUAUGGGAAUAUUUGUCUGCACAGCUACGAUGCUGAAUAAAUACUGUGCUGCAGUUGCAUUUUUUUUUCUUGA
Messenger RNA from Numida meleagris (helmeted guineafowl), 2022 nucleotides. RefSeq names its product tumor protein p63 regulated 1 like (gene TPRG1L). Lineage: Eukaryota; Metazoa; Chordata; Aves; Galliformes; Numididae. The transcript is spliced from 5 exons. The record is from RefSeq and is a predicted model, not a curated record. Gene Ontology annotation, cellular component: cytoplasm; synaptic vesicle. The coding region runs from base 66 to 887 and encodes 273 amino acids.